AUGCUCCGGACUUCUAAAGCUGUAUACAAUUCCGGCUCGGGGCAGCAGCAGACAGUGCAGGCUCCCCUUCAAGCAGACCUCUUGGCUGAAGACCCCCCGCAGACUCCGGUGGCGGUUUUGUGCGACUCAAGGCCAGCCCUCCAGAUCCUGGCGGACCUCCAACCUCAGGGCCUCACAGCUGCCAUCCUCAAGUCCAAGUUUGCAGCACUUGAUACGGCAGGGGUACCUAUCACUUUCCACUGGCUGCUCUCACAUGUAGGGAUUGCUGGGAACGAGGAGGCCGAUGCCCUAGCAAGAGAUGCCCACCACCCGGCCGUCCCAUUCACCAGAUCGGUUGCUCCCUCGGACUAUUCCAAGCCCAGGCUGAAGCAGAUCCUUGCUGCCACUCACCCCGACGCCAGGGUGGCUGCCAGCCGACCACCCAAGCUCCUUCCUGAGAAGGGUCUAUCCCGUCGCGACCGCUGCACACUUCUCCGUCUCCGCACUGGAUCCGUAUGGACAGCAGCCAGGCUACAGGCCAAAGGCCGCAUCUCCUCACCAUCCUGCAGUCGCUGCGGUGAUAUCGAGACCUUGGACCAUCUGCUAUGCUCCUGCCCUGCCCUUGCUCAAGAGCGUGCCGCGGUCACCGCGGCUUACAGGCGCUACGGGCUUCCGAGCUCUACCACCAACCAACUGCUUCACCCGGUACGUCCUCACGUCCCGGCCUUCCACACCCUACUGGAGUUCGUGAAAUCCAACGGGCUGCUCUACCACUGA
Messenger RNA from Rhipicephalus sanguineus (brown dog tick), 756 nucleotides. RefSeq lists its product as uncharacterized. The transcript has 2 exons. The coding region runs from base 1 to 756 and encodes 251 amino acids. NCBI's taxonomy places the organism in Eukaryota, Metazoa, Arthropoda, Arachnida, Ixodida, Ixodidae. The record is from RefSeq and is a predicted model, not a curated record. Gene Ontology annotation, molecular function: nucleic acid binding; RNA-DNA hybrid ribonuclease activity.